UCAACAACAAAAUCCGUCGUACCUAGCAGCAGCUGUUGAUCAGUCAUAUCAGAUCAGAUUUUUGGGAAAUCUUGUUUGGAUUUAUUUUCCUUGAAUACAGUAAAAUGGGGUUGUGUUCGUCGUGCUUUAAAGGGUCUACCGAAGAACUGCUAACUCCAGAUGCGGAAGUAAGGCGACAACAACAACGAGAAGCCGCAGAACGACGAAGGAUUGAACAGGAAUCUCGAGGAAUCAAAGAUUUGGACAAACUGCGCCGGCAACAGCAGCGAGCUGCGGAACAAGAACGACGGGAACAGGAAGCUAGCAGAAUGGGUGGCCAGCCGACGCUCAAGUGGCAGCAAGAUUAGCGGUGCAGGAUUUUCUGACGGAGGCAAAAAUCUUUUUUAUGUAUUCCUCGGACUUAUGUAUUGUUAACUUGUGUGUAUGAAAGGUGUUUAUUUAUGUUUGAUAAAAAUCAAAAUAAAUCCAAAUCAUGGAAUCAAAAGUAUAUAAUUAAAUUGAAAGUCAGCUAUUGA
This is a messenger RNA of Anopheles coustani, 515 nucleotides long. RefSeq names its product small VCP/p97-interacting protein (gene Svip). Gene Ontology annotation, biological process: negative regulation of retrograde protein transport, ER to cytosol; negative regulation of VCP-NPL4-UFD1 AAA ATPase complex assembly; positive regulation of autophagy. Gene Ontology annotation, cellular component: endoplasmic reticulum membrane. The coding region runs from base 105 to 347 and encodes 80 amino acids. The transcript has 3 exons. Lineage: Eukaryota; Metazoa; Arthropoda; Insecta; Diptera; Culicidae. The record is from RefSeq and is a predicted model, not a curated record.